AUGGGUGCAGAGCUUGGGAGCCUGCCCAGGGCUUCCACAGGCACCGCCGUCAUGAUUCAUGCUCCGGCAGCGCUUGGAAGCGGGCAGAGGAGGGAACCGAGGACGCCGGUGGGGAGGCGGCUCUGCCUUGGAGCACCCAACAGAGAUCGGAGCCGGACCGGCACUCGGGAGCACCGCUGCGCACCCAGCAGCGUCGCGUCCUCCGACAGGCUGCGAGAGGCUGGCUCUCCAAUCAGGCCGCGGACCCCAAGCCGACCAGUGCUGCGCGCGAGUGGCUUCCUCAUCGUCUUCACCGUGGUGGGCAACGUGCUGGUGGUGAUCGCGGUGCUGACCAGUCGAGCCCUGCGUGCGCCGCAGAACCUCUUCCUGGUGUCGCUGGCCUCAGCCGACAUCCUGGUGGCCACGCUGGUCAUGCCUUUCUCGCUGGCCAACGAGCUUAUGGCCUACUGGUACUUCGGGCAGGUGUGGUGCGGCGUGUACUUGGCGCUCGACGUGCUCUUCUGCACCUCGUCCAUCGUGCACUUGUGCGCCAUCAGCCUGGACCGCUACUGGUCCGUGACCCAGGCCGUCGAGUACAACCUGAAGCGCACGCCGCGCCGCGUCAAGGCCACCAUCGUGGCCGUGUGGCUCAUCUCGGCCGUCAUCUCCUUCCCGCCGCUCGUUUCGCUCUACCGCCAGCCCGACGGCGCCGCCUACCCGCAGUGCGGCCUCAACGACGAGACCUGGUACAUCCUGUCCUCCUGCAUCGGCUCCUUCUUCGCGCCCUGCCUCAUCAUGGGCCUGGUCUACGCGCGCAUCUACCGCGUGGCCAAGCUGCGCACGCGCACGCUCAGCUUCUUCCUGUCGCGCCGCCGCCGGGCGCGCAGCAGUGUGUGCCGCCGCAAGGUGGCCCAGGCGCGCGAGAAGCGCUUCACCUUCGUGCUGGCGGUGGUCAUGGGCGUGUUCGUGCUCUGCUGGUUCCCUUUCUUCUUCAGCUACAGCCUGUACGGCAUCUGCCGCGAGGCCUGCCAGGUGCCCGGCCCGCUCUUCAAGUUCUUUUUCUGGAUCGGCUACUGCAACAGCUCGCUCAACCCGGUCAUCUACACCGUCUUCAACCAGGACUUCCGGCGCUCCUUCAAGCACAUUCUCUUCCGACGGAGGAGACGGGGCUUCAGGCAGUGACCCGCGCGCCCCGCUCGCGCGGAGACCCUGGACAGCUCCGGGCGGAGGGGCGGGCUGGCGUGCCCCACCCCCACCCCGGAAGAAAGCGGGA
This is a messenger RNA of Ceratotherium simum simum (southern white rhinoceros), 1252 nucleotides long. NCBI's taxonomy places the organism in Eukaryota, Metazoa, Chordata, Mammalia, Perissodactyla, Rhinocerotidae. The record is from RefSeq and is a predicted model, not a curated record.